This is a messenger RNA of Phanerochaete carnosa HHB-10118-sp, 2534 nucleotides long. RefSeq lists its product as uncharacterized. Lineage: Eukaryota; Fungi; Basidiomycota; Agaricomycetes; Polyporales; Phanerochaetaceae. The record is from RefSeq and is a predicted model, not a curated record. The coding region runs from base 99 to 2171 and encodes 690 amino acids. The transcript is spliced from 3 exons.
GUGAUGUGGAUUACGAAGAGUUGUUGCGGAGAGAGCUGGCAGAGGAGGCUACUGGCAAUCCGCAUCCAGAAAACUCGUUGAGGCCACGGGCGAGAGGCAUGAAACUCACGGAAGAGAACCUGAAGCUGUGGAUUAGCAUCAAUCCCAAGGAGCCGUCAUCCCGCCAACAGACACUUGAUCAGUACGUCAAGUCACAAAGGGCGCUCCUCGAGGCGGAGGCCCUGGCACACGCCCGCGCCAUGCGAGAGUCUCGCCAUCUAGAUGAUAAGAUGCGUGACGCCUACUCUCAGCUACGUCGUUCUGCAUAUGAGCUCGGUAGCGCUGCUCAGCCAACGGACGACUCGGGCGGGAUCCGUAUCAAAGCUCCUCGUACUGUCUCAACUCCGAAUGCCCUCCUGACCCACGGCCGGGAAGCUACGCUUCUAGAGAAUGGCAUGAUUGUAGAACAUGUUGACGUUCGGAAGGAAGAACGGGAGGAACGUGAGCGUCGCAAAAGGGAAGAGAGACGGGAACGAAGCCGUGUCAGAAAGACCUCGAAAGCCUCGCGUGCGGAUGCUACGUCGGUGUACUCUCUGCAGACCCCUCUACCCACCGACAGUGGCUUCUUCUCGGGGGUCAGGAACGACUCGCGGUACUCGCAGUCAUUAUCGCAGAGACCGAGCAGUAUCAUGACUGGUGGCGACCUGCCGCUGACUCUGCUGCGGGCACAGUCGCAAGCCUCAUUUUCCGACAUGCAAAGCAAUGGUUCAGCGACAUCUCCUAGGCGCUCGAGAUUCUUCGGUCUCAGGAAUCUCAGUCCGUCAGGCUGGCGGAGUCAAGAGAGUUUUGCGCUGUCUGGUAGCAUGAUGGAUAUGCACGUUGCCCUACAACGGGAGGCGCAAUUUGCGCCGCAGUACCCCAGCCCAGACGCCGUGAACAUCGUGAGCAAUGCUCCAACGUCGCGUCAGGGCGAGUCAUGGCCGCGCAUUGACACAAAGCCGGAGGCGCCCGAGCCUGCUCGAUCGCGGCGGCCCAAUAAGAGGACUCGGGGACUUAAAAAGAUCUGGAGACUUGUCACCGGAUCUUCGAGCAAAAGUGACACUCAACACAAUCUCCGGACGCACUCGCGUUCAUUGGAUAGAACAGACGAUGAUACCCCCCUGGCUCCACCACCGCCCCUAUCAUAUCUUGUCUCGCAAGGCGGGUCAGCUCGACGACACAGCUCGACGACUUCGCUGCCAUCUACUGUCUCGCCGAACACGUUGUCGCCGUAUGCUGCGUCACCUCCCACCGCUCCGUCCAGCCUGCAGCCGUCGCCAACUUCGUCCAGACGAUCUGCUGAUAAGGAUCGUGGCGACCUUCGAAACGGGGCCGAUCAGGAAGACAGCAACCUUGACGCUUCUAUGCCGGACUCGGAGUUGCGUGGUCGCAACACCCACAGCUCAUGGACGUUGUCCAGUACGACCGGGCCUACCACGCCUCCCAUGCCGUCGUCGCCGGGACCAAUGUCGGCUGCCCUGCGCCGAGACAAGAGCUUGCCUCCUCUGCCUGGAGAGUCCAGUGUCGAGUUCCCCGGCCAUCCCAUGCCCGAGAGUCGCCCCCAGACAAUGUUUAUCUACGAUCCACGGUCUGGCCACCCUGGGCUCUCGCCUCCUCAAGCUCCCUUUCGCACUGCGGAAACAAGGAGGCAGUCUUUCGGCGGCGUUGGCUCAAAGCCUUCUUCCCAGAGUCUUCCGAUCAAAAAUGCCCUGGCGAGAGGGCAGCUCAACGUUCCUCCGUUCCUUGCAGAGGAGAAAUAUGGAGAGUUUGGUGCGUCGCGCCUGUCCUUUGGUCAAUGGCCAUGUGCAGAGGCCAGCCAGGGUUCGCUAUCUGCUGCCACCGACAACAAGCCCAAGAAGCGUAAGAGCAGAUUUGGCUUGGCGACGUUGUUCGGGAAGAAAUCGAACGACACCAAGGACGCUGUUGCCGAUCCGCUUGAUCUCUCUGGCUUCCGCACGUCGCCUUCCAGGGAUUCUCGCGAUCCAAAUGUCGUUGCCGGUAGCGGCUACGCCAGCCCUAUCUCUGCGAGCAGCCAUGCCCCGCGUAUGUCUGUCAUGUCCCGCAAGAAUAUUGAGGAACUCGUCGACCAGGAACCUGACUUCAUCGCCUAUCGAUAUCCAUCGAACGACCAACGUCUCGAUCUCCUCCGGUGAUACCCACGCCUCAUGGACCCUCCUGGUGGUUCGACUCAACGCUCGUUCAUUCGCGAUCCUGCUCUCCAACGCAUCCUGCACGCAAUAUCAUAUUUCAGUCCACGUCUGUUCUUCCAUAGUUCACUGCUCCUGCAUCAUUCUCAUGUUCUAUAUUUUGCAUUAUCGCAUCUCGUCCUGCCUUCCUCGCUCGGCCUCAAUUCCGGAUCUUAUCGCGUCCUUCCAUGUCAUUCAUUCGUAAGCGGACCCUAUUCACAAUUUCUCGGCUAAUCCCUCCCAUUGGUUUCGUCAUUGUAUAUCCCUACGCAUUGCGGUUAACCACCGGGAUCGCCUAUAAUACUAGAUCUUACGGCCAUUGAGUUGUCC